GCUGUCGGAUGAUGUUUAUAGCCAGGCCAGUAGUAGUGCUCCUGAGCUUCCUACUCUGUGCAGAUGCUGAAAUACCACCAAAGUUUGCAAGAACACCUGUUGACCAGACAGGGGUCUCAGGAGGAGUCGCAUCAUUCAUCUGUCAAGCUUCGGGAGACCCAAGACCUAAAAUUGUCUGGAAUAAAAAGGGCAAGAAAGUCAGCAAUCAGAGAUUUGAGGUAAUAGAGUUUGAUGAUGGAUCCGGAUCAGUCCUCAGAAUACAACCACUACGGACUCCACGAGAUGAAGCCAUUUAUGAAUGUGUCGCUUCUAACAGUGUUGGAGAAAUAAGUGUGUCUACAAGACUCACUGUAUUGCGUGAGGAUCAAAUUCCCCGUGGCUUCCCCACCAUUGAUAUGGGCCCACAGUUAAAGGUGGUUGAACGCACUCGAACAGCCACUAUGUUAUGUGCAGCCAGUGGCAAUCCUGAUCCUGAAAUAACUUGGUUCAAAGAUUUUUUACCAGUGGACACAAGCAACAACAAUGGGCGAAUCAAACAAUUGCGAUCAGAAUCUAUUGGUGGUACACCAAUAAGAGGUGCCCUCCAAAUCGAAUUGAGUGAAGAAUCUGACCAAGGCAAAUAUGAGUGUGUUGCAACCAACAGUGCGGGUACCCGCUAUUCUGCCCCUGCCAAUCUAUAUGUCAGAGAGCUGCGAGAAGUUCGUCGGGUUCCACCAAGGUUCUCAAUCCCACCCACCAACCACGAGAUCAUGCCAGGAGGAAGUGUUAAUAUCACUUGUGUUGCUGUGGGGUCACCAAUGCCCUAUGUCAAAUGGAUGCUGGGGGCUGAAGAUCUGACCCCAGAAGAUGAUAUGCCAAUAGGAAGGAAUGUCUUGGAGCUAAAUGAUGUCAGGCAGUCUGCCAACUACACCUGUGUGGCCAUGUCUACUCUUGGUGUCAUAGAAGCAAUAGCGCAGAUAACUGUCAAAGCCUUACCUAAACCUCCAGGAACUCCAGUUGUGACAGAAAGUACAGCAACAAGCAUCACUUUGACUUGGGAUUCUGGAAACCCUGAGCCAGUGUCUUACUACAUAAUCCAGCAUAAACCUAAAAGCUCUGAGGAACCUUAUAAGGAAAUUGAUGGAGUGGCCACCACACGAUACAGCGUUGCUGGUUUAAGCCCAUAUUCUGAGUAUGAGUUCAGAGUAGUUGCUGUCAAUAAUAUUGGACGGGGUCCACCCAGCGAACCUGUGUCAACACGGACCUCAGAGCAGGCACCAUCUAGUGCACCACGCAAUGUACAGGCACGUAUGUUGAGUUCAACCACAAUUUUGGUGCAGUGGGAAGAACCAGAGGAACCAAAUGGUCAAAUACAAGGUUACAGAGUUUAUUAUACCAUGGACUCUUCCCAACACGUCAACAGUUGGUUGAAGCAUAAUGUGGCUGACAGCCAUAUCACCACCAUUGGAAAUCUAAUACCACAGAAAACCUACUCUGUAAAAGUUCUUGCUUUUACCUCAGUUGGGGAUGGACCUCUUUCUAGUGAUAUUCAAGUCAUCACUCAGACAGGAGUACCUGGACAGCCUUUGAACUUCAAGGCAGAACCAGAGUCUGAAACAAGCAUAUUACUUUCUUGGACCCCUCCACGGUCUGACACCAUCUCCAAUUAUGAUCUUGUUUACAAAGAUGGAGAACAUGGAGAAGAGCAGAGAAUUUCUAUUGAACCAGCAACAUCUUACCACUUACAAGGUCUGAAACCAAAUAGUUUGUAUUACUUCCGUCUUUCUGCACGCUCUCCACAAGGCCUUGGUGCUUCAACGGCAGAAAUUUCAGCUAGAACAAUGCAGUCAAAGCCAUCAGCUCCUCCUCAAGACAUUAGUUGCAACAGCCCCAGCUCCACUAGCAUUUUGGUAAGUUGGCAGCCUCCUCCAGUGGAAAAACAGAAUGGAAUUAUCACUUCAUACUCCAUCAAGUACACUGCAGUUGAUGGGGAAGAUGACAAGUCCCAUGACAUUUUGGGAAUUGCUCCGGACACUACACAAUACCUUUUGGAACAGUUGGAAAAAUGGACUGAAUAUCGGAUUUCUGUGACAGCCCACACUGAUGUUGGACCUGGCCCAGAGAGUGAAUCUGUAUUGAUUCGGACAGAUGAAGAUGUUCCUAGUGGUCCUCCUCGCAAAGUCGAGGUAGAGGCUGUCAACUCUACAUCUGUUAAAGUGUCAUGGCGUUCCCCAGUGCCCAAUAAGCAGCAUGGACAAAUCCGAGGAUACCAGGUGCAUUAUGUGAAGAUGGAAAAUGGAGAGCCUAGGGGCCAACCCAUGCUGAAGGAUAUCAUGUUGGCUGAUGCACAGUGGGAAUAUGAUGAUACUACUGAACAUGAAAUGAUUAUAUCAGGACUACAGCCUGAGACAACAUAUUCCCUAACUGUCACAGCCUAUACAACUAAAGGAGAUGGUGCACGCAGCAAGCCCAGACUGGUGUCUACUACUGGUGCAGUUCCAGGGAAACCUCGCCUUGUGAUUAGUCAUACACAAAUGAGUACGGCUCUCAUUCAGUGGCAUCCCCCUGCUGACACAUAUGGCCCCCUGCAGGGGUACCGCCUGAGAUUUGGCCGCAAAGACAUGGAUACAUUUAAGAUGCGGGAAUUUACUGAGAAGGAUGACCACUACACAGCCACAGAUAUCCACAAAGGAACUUCCUACGUCUUCAGGCUUUCUGCUAGAAAUAAAGUGGGCUUUGGAGAGGAAAUGGUUAAAGAAAUUUCAAUUCCAGAAGAUCUGCCAAGUGGAUUCCCUCAGAACCUACAUUCGGAAAGUGCCACUUCAUCAUCAGUCCAGUUAACUUGGGAGCCACCCCUGUUAUCGGAGAGAAAUGGAAAUAUCACCAAAUAUACCCUGCUGUAUAGGGACAUCAAUGUGGCACAUCAUCCAACAGAGAUCCCAAUUGUUCCUGCUGAUACUGUUAUGACACUUUCGGGCCUAAAACCAGAUACCACAUAUGAUGUAAAAAUUCGUGCACACACAAGCAAAGGGCCUGGUCCAUAUAGUCCAAGUGUCCAGUUCAGGACACUACCUGUGGAUCAAGCAGUGUUUGCAAAAAAUUUUCACGUCAAAGCUGUAAUGAAGACAUCAGUAUUGCUCUCUUGGGAGAUACCAGAGAAUUAUAACUCUGCCAUGCCUUUCAAAAUCCUAUAUGAUGAUGGGAAAAUGGCGGUUGAGGUGGAUGGCCGAGCCACUCAGAAACUGAUCACCAACCUGAAGCCUGAGACUUCAUAUUCAUUUGUCCUAACCAAUAGAGGAAAUAGUGCUGGAGGUCUUCAGCACAGAGUGACAGCAAAAACAGCACCAGAUGUACUGCGAACCCAACCACUUUUUAUCGAUAAGACCAAUGUUGAUGGCAUGGUAACAGUGAAACUACCAGAAGUACCUGCAAAUAAAACUAUAAAAGGUUACUAUAUAGUAAUUGUGCCUUUGAAGAAGUCUCAUGGGAAAUUUAUCAAGCAAUGGGAGAGCCCAGAUGAAAUGGAAUUAGAUGAGCUACUUAAGGAGAUUGCACGGAAACGGAGAAGCAUUCGUUUGGGAAGAGAAGCAGAUUUAAAGCCAUAUAUUGCAGCACACUUUGAAGUACUUCCUACUGAGUUCACCCUAGGGGAUAAGAAACAAUAUGGUGGCUUUGAGAACAAGCAGCUCCAAAACGGCCAAGAAUAUGUUGUCUUUAUUUUAGCUGUUAUGGAACAUUCAGAAUCUACCAUGUACGCAACCAGCCCAUAUUCGGAAACUGUUGUGUCAGUGGAUCUUAAUCCCCAACCAAUUACAGAUGAAGAAGAAGGCUUGAUUUGGGUUGUAGGACCAGUUCUAGCAGUUGUGUUUAUCAUCUGUAUUGUUAUAGCUAUACUGCUUUAUAAAAGUAGUAAACCUGACAGGAAAAGGGCAGAGACAGACUCUAGGAAGAGCAGCAUACCCAACAGCAAGGAAAUUCCUUCCCACCACCCCACUGACCCAGUAGAACUGCGACGCCUUAAUUUUCAGACUCCAGGUUCAAGUGUCUCUGGUAACCUUCAUUCUUCAAGCAUGGCUAGCCAUCCACCAAUACCUAUUUUGGAACUUGCAGAUCACAUUGAAAGGCUGAAAGCUAAUGACAAUUUGAAGUUUUCCCAGGAAUAUGAGUCAAUUGACCCAGGCCAGCAAUUCACAUGGGAGCACUCUAACCUGGAAGUAAAUAAACCAAAGAAUAGAUAUGCGAAUGUAAUUGCUUAUGACCAUUCUCGAGUUCUCCUGUCAGCUAUAGAAGGCAUACCAGGCAGUGAUUAUAUCAAUGCUAACUACAUAGAUGGUUACAGAAAGCAGAAUGCCUAUAUUGCAACACAAGGAGCCCUCCCUGAAACUUUUGGAGACUUCUGGAGAAUGAUGUGGGAACAAAGGGGUGCAACUGUUGUCAUGAUGACCAAAUUGGAAGAAAGAUCCAGGGUCAAGUGUGAUCAGUACUGGCCUAGCAGAGGAACAGAAACAUACGGACUGAUCCAGGUGACCUUGCUGGACACCGUAGAAUUAGCAACAUACUGUGUUAGAACAUUUGCACUUUACAAGAAUGGGUCAAGUGAGAAAAGAGAAGUAAGGCAGUUCCAAUUCACUGCCUGGCCUGACCAUGGAGUUCCAGAACACCCUACACCAUUCCUAGCUUUCCUACGACGAGUCAAAACCUGUAAUCCUCCUGAUGCUGGACCAAUGGUUGUUCACUGCAGUGCUGGAGUUGGCAGGACCGGCUGUUUCAUUGUAAUAGAUGCCAUGCUAGAGAGAAUAAAGCAUGAAAAGACUGUAGAUAUUUAUGGCCACGUAACUCUAAUGAGAGCCCAGAGGAAUUACAUGGUUCAAACAGAGGACCAAUACAUCUUCAUCCAUGAUGCACUGCUUGAAGCAGUGACAUGUGGAAAUACCGAAGUGCCGGCCCGAAACCUGUAUGCAUAUAUUCAGAAGCUGACACAAAUAGAAGCAGGAGAGAAUGUCACAGGAAUGGAACUGGAAUUUAAGCGGCUAGCCAGCUCUAAAGCUCACACAUCAAGAUUCAUCAGUGCCAAUCUUCCAUGUAAUAAAUUUAAAAAUCGCCUUGUUAAUAUUAUGCCAUAUGAAUCCACAAGGAUAUGUUUGCAGCCUAUCCGAGGGGUAGAAGGUUCUGAUUAUAUCAAUGCCAGCUUUAUCGAUGGAUACAGACAACAGAAAGCUUAUAUAGCUACACAGGGACCUUUGGCAGAAACAACAGAAGAUUUCUGGAGGAUGCUUUGGGAACACAAUUCAACCAUUGUAGUUAUGCUUACUAAGCUACGAGAAAUGGGCAGAGAAAAGUGCCACCAGUACUGGCCAGCAGAGCGCUCAGCAAGGUAUCAGUACUUCGUGGUGGAUCCCAUGGCAGAGUACAACAUGCCACAAUACAUCCUAAGAGAAUUCAAGGUCACAGAUGCCAGGGAUGGCCAGUCCCGAACAGUGCGGCAGUUCCAGUUCACCGACUGGCCUGAACAAGGAGUGCCAAAGUCAGGGGAAGGGUUCAUUGACUUCAUAGGCCAAGUGCAUAAAACAAAAGAGCAGUUUGGGCAAGACGGGCCAAUCUCUGUUCACUGUAGUGCGGGUGUUGGAAGGACUGGAGUGUUCAUUACCCUGAGCAUCGUGUUGGAAAGAAUGAGAUAUGAAGGUGUUGUAGAUAUCUUCCAGACUGUCAAAAUGUUACGGACGCAACGGCCAGCCAUGGUACAGACAGAGGAUCAAUAUCAGUUCUGCUAUCGAGCCGCAUUAGAAUACCUGGGCAGCUUUGAUCACUAUGCAACGUAAAUAAACAAAACAAAAAACCCUGACCCUUCCUGGAUUUUUAACUGCAGGCCCUUUAAGAUCCGGUGAGCCUCUUCUGAGCCAUACAGUGUGCUUGAGAAGUACUUCUUUACUCCUAACUAAAGACCAAUUAGUGGGAAAUAUUAAAAGGAAAAAAAAAACAGUUCCAGAUGGACCAACAAUUCAUAAUUCAAUAAACCUAGCCAGAAACAACAGAAGAAUCCUGACUGGUUGAGGCGUCUGAAGGAUUACAUUUUACAGAUACUUCAAGGAUUCAGCUCUGGUUGAAAUUAAAGGGAAGAGGAAAUUCCUGCAAAGAACCAUCAUCUUGUUCAGGAUUGCAUGAUUGUUACCAGUGCUAAUCUUGGAAGGACUGCAAUUCAGGGCAAGAUGCUCAUCUAAAAGCCAGUACCUGGCUCCUCUGGAAGAAAAUGGACUCUUUGCUUCAACAUCUCCCCUUCAUACCGUAUUGCUCAUAAAUAACACUUUGGGGGGUGGGAGGGAGAAGGGCGAAUGUUUAAAAAGAAAGUCCUUGAUUUAGUUUUUUAGUAUUGUAAAGAUACUGCUGACCUGUGCUUCAUUUUUAACUGUGUAAACUUUUCUUUUUUUAAAACAAAAGUUUAUCAUUCAAUGAAGUGAUUAAAAAAAGUUGCAUAACUGUUCAUUUUUUGUUUCAGAAUUGUAGUUUUUUUAUGCUGUAGAACUGUUAUCUGUAAUAUCUCGCUGUAGAAAUGUUAAAUAAUUUGAAAAUUUGCACAUUUUUGUGCAGCCCUAUAUUUAUCUCCAGGACCACAUCCUCAUGUAGGUAUUACUUUCACAUGUUGAUUUUGAUUUUUUUAAAUGAAAUAUCAAUCAGUUAAUCUACAUAUGGAAGGCUUUGUUUUUGUUUCUUUUGGAAUCAACAGGGAAGCGCAAAGUAUAAAGCUGCUACUAAUACACAAACACACACCUUUCUCUUUCUAUCUAUAAAUAUAUGUAUAUCUCUCUGAUUAUCUCUCUAUCUAUCUACAGCAAUACAUGUAGAUAGAUAGACAGAAAUGCACACAAGUAUAAAUAAAUAUAUGUAUAUACACACACACACACACACACACACACACACAUGUAUCAGUUCUUCCAUGACUUGGAUUUGUUGGAGCUGUGGGAUAAAAUCCAAAAUGCUACACUGAGUCCAUACAAUAUUUCUGAACAUUUUUGCAUUUCAAGAUUUUUUUUCUUUUUCUUUUCCUAGGGGAAAUGAGGAAUGCACAUCAGUGAUACUUGAAUCUCAGUCCUACCCAAAAAUAAAGGACAGAAACCGUGUGUGCAUGCACACACACACUCACAUUUAUAAUGUUAAAGCUUCCAGUAAAGUUUGGUAUUUGUAACACCUUUAGUGCAAUAACAGACCAUACUAAAUAUAGGAAGUAUGCAUGUGGGAAAGGUCAGUGCAUAUCCCCUUAGGAGGGGAGAAUGUUGUAAUAUAAUAAUUGUCAAGAUGUUUUAAAAAUGUAUUCUAUCGUAUAACUGUCUAUAGUAUACAGUAAAAAAUUAGCAUUGAUGAUGUAUAAUGGGGCAAAGCCAAACUCAUGUUGCUCUGUUAAAUCAGAAAUGUUUUGUGGCAUACGGCAUUUGUUGGAAAUGCUGAAAUUUUUUUAUUUUUAUUUUUUGCAUUUAGAGUGCCUUAUAUUUGAUGCCUAUUUUGAUAGCAUUUCUUCUCAUUUCGUUCUGUUUGUAUUGGCGUUAGUUAACUCAUACUUCUCUGUUACACUCUCCCCUCCUCUUUCGAUUAAAGCAUUAUCUUUUCCAUGUAUGUACAAAGAGGUCUUUUAACAAUAUGCAUUCCUGGUGUUUACCCAAGGGUUAAAUAUGAAUAAAUAUUAUCCAAAGCCGUUGGGUAGUCAGGAGCCCAGUAAUGAGCCAAGCUAUGUUAGUGCUUGGCUUCUUCUAAAUUGGCAUUUGCAACCAUUGUGUUGGUGAUUAGGCCCUAGCAUUGCCAUUGUAGAGAAACAAUAGGUUUCCUGCUGGCAUGAGGAGCAGCCAUUAAGGUGGUUCUUAAUCCUAACUCAUGCCCCUGUCUUUCACUUAAGGCUAAGGCAUGCACAUCAUCAUCCUUACGUUUUGGGGCCUCCUUAGGUCCGUGUGGCCAGGUAAAGGGACAUGGGACGCAGAAGAGGUUAUGUCUCUUUCUGAUGUUUAACACAAAGUGUCAUUUAAGGCAGUUUAAAGGAAGCCAUUAUUCUCUUGUCUUGGUCUAGGUCAAACCUGGUACCAUGUAAGAACACACAUAUCAAAAGAACAAUUAUUUUGAUUUAGGAUUUAUUUUUCCCAUAUUUUAUUCAUCACUACCAGAAACAGAUAUAUUAAAAGACCAAACACUAGAAACCAUUCUAUUUGAGCACUUUUAUAAAAAACAAAAAACUUAAAAAGCGCAAAACUGGGAAAAAUUAAAAGUAUAUAUGUAUGAUAAUAAUAAUAAUAAUAAAAGUAUUAUAGAAGGCUACCUCAGAAUGAGAUUCUCUAAUUUACAUCAGAAUCGGAGAAGAAUGUGCACUAUAUGUUUCCUUUUCAUUUCUGUCAAAAGAAUAUUGAAAGUGCCAGAUAAUGCAAUGAACUUGUGCUUUUAGCCAAAAGUACAGUCAACAGACACUCAUGAUUGAAAAAAAUGCUACGCUUUAGAAGCACAGAGGGAAGGCACGUCUGCACAGUAAUUUUCUGUGUUCUCAAUUUGAUAAUUAAGUGCAAAAUUGGAAACGCAGAAAGCAAUAUCCCCCGCAAAGGGAGGCAUUGUUUCACAUGGGGUUUUCGUGUAUCUUUGUUCCAAGGAAACCUGCAGUGCAGGCUAUAUCAGGGGUUCAAUGCAGGCUGUGCACAGAAACCACAUGUCUUGUGGAGAUCAUAUGAUGUGUAUGGCUGAUCCCUCUAGAAAGCCCUGUCUGGACAUGCUCCAGGAAGGCCUGUUGCUCAUGAGAGCAAUUGAUAAAUCAGGCCUUCCACUCGCCAACAAUGUUUUUUUGGGGGGAGGGACUAUUAGGAAAACUGCUUUUGAAAGCGGGUGCUUCACAGGAGGAAAUAAAAAUAACAUCUGUACAUGUUCCCAUCGAAACUGCUAUUCAGGAGUUGCUUCUAAAGGGAACUCUGUCAGAAUCAUUGAUGUGCAUUCCAUUUUCUGUAACUUUUUUGUGUAGCGGUUCUCUUCUUUCUCAAUUUUUUUUUAAUUAACAGGUCUCAUUGCCUGCCAUUUACCAAGCUCGGGAUUGGGUUUCAUCAGCAUAACCAGUACGGUGCUAUUAUUUACCUAUGUAUGUGUAGUUAUGUAUAAUUUUGUAAUUAGUUAACAAUGGAGAAAUACGCAAAAUAUAUAAAAAUUAUUUGUACAGAACUUUUAUUUUAGCUCUUUUUUAAAAAAAAUGGUUUGCAUGGUUAGACAUUGGCAAGGAUGGCUGGGGGAAGGGAGGGGGUCCUCUAGGGAGAAUUGCACUUUCUAUACCUUUCUACUAUGCACUGCCCUAUUGAUUCUACACCCAAUAGUAUUAUUACUUGAACCCAUCUGUAAGAAAACUGCUUAUGAAAAUCCACUUGUGUGUAUGUAAAUAACACAAAACAUGUUAAAGGGAGGGGGGAGUUUGCAGGGGCAACAACAAAAAGCAGGUUUUCCUCCCCUUCUUCUCCCCCCACCCUUUUAUCUUUUUUAUCUCUUUCUUUCGAAUGCCCUGAUACUCCACCAGAAUAUCAGAAGGCUGCAGGUCCCGUCAUCCAUCUGUUACGUGGCUUUGCCAUUCAAGCUUGGAGUGUCUUUACAAAGAUAAUACCAAUUGUGUUCUUUGCUCUCGUUUUGGAUGCCUAGAUUGAAAAAUUUAAAAAAAAUUACCUUGUAAAAUGGCUUGUUAAAAAAAAAUACAAUUACCUCUAAUUAGUAGUACGCGUAAAUGUUUUACAGGAUGAAAGGUGUGCUUUUUAUUUUCUUACUUCGUUACAUUGGUGGCGAAAGAAAGUCUGUAUGAAAAUCAGUUCUUUGCUGACACAAGUUCCAUUUGUUACAAAUAAAUUCUAAUAAAAAUG
Eublepharis macularius is the source of this 9833-nucleotide messenger RNA. RefSeq names its product protein tyrosine phosphatase receptor type D (gene PTPRD). Gene Ontology annotation, biological process: protein dephosphorylation. The coding region runs from base 9 to 5798 and encodes 1929 amino acids. Lineage: Eukaryota; Metazoa; Chordata; Lepidosauria; Squamata; Eublepharidae. Gene Ontology annotation, molecular function: protein binding; protein tyrosine phosphatase activity. The transcript has 37 exons. The record is from RefSeq and is a predicted model, not a curated record.